Molecule: messenger RNA, 744 nt
Organism: Morus notabilis
Lineage: Eukaryota; Viridiplantae; Streptophyta; Magnoliopsida; Rosales; Moraceae
Exons: 1
Coding region: 1-744 (247 amino acids)
Source: RefSeq, a predicted model, not a curated record
AUGCCAAGCUAUGCUAAGUUCAUGAAGGAUCUAGUGACCAAGAAGCGCAGGCUCGGGGAGUUUAAAAUAGUGGCUCUGACUGAAGAAUGCAGUGUUAUUCUGCAGAACAAACUCCUGCCCAAGUUAAAGGAUCCAGGAAGUUUUACUAUUCCAUGCUCUAUUGGAAACCAAUACUUUGGUAGAGCAUUGUGUGAUUUGGGAGCGAGCAUAAACUUGAUGCCGAUGUCAAUAUUCAAGAGGUUGGGAAUUGGAGAAGUAAGGCCGACCACAAUAUCUUUGCAGCUGGCGGACAGGUCAAUUGCAACCCCUAAAGGAAAGAUCGAGGAUGUACUGGUAAGGGUGGACAAGUUCAUUUUUCCUGCCGACUUUAUUAUUCUUGAUUAUGAAGCAGACAUAGAAGUGCCCAUAAUUUUGGGGAGGCCCUUUCUUGCAACUGGCUGCACCUUGAUUGAUGUUCAGAAAGGAGAAUUGACCAUGAGGGUGCAAGACGAACAGGUCACAUUUAAUGUGUUCAAGGCAAUGAGGUUCCCGAGUGAAAUGGAGGAGUGCUCAGCCAUCUCAGUUAUUGACGCUCGGGUGGCAGAAACACUUGAGCAUGAUAACUUCGAGAGUAAUGUGGAAGGAGGCGUUGAGCAAGUAGAGUGGGUGGGAGCACAUGUGACAAUGCCGAGCUACACAAGGAAGUUUGAGUCUCUGGACUUGACUGAACGGGAACACCAGCCCACUCAGCCCUCAAGCAAAUAG